GCGUGGCUCAGUCACAUGUACAGACGGUGUCACUCAGCCCUCACACACCAGGCCUAUUGUCAGAGCAUCAUUGAAAGAGCUGACGUCAGGGGCUGUGCAAGGAGGGAAGAGGACCAGGCACGGGUCACUGUUGAGUGGGAAAGAGUUGGCAGCAGAGAACAUCAACAACACAACAUUAAAAUGAGCGACAACGCUGUGAAGUUUGGUGAGGCUCUGCUGGGUGUUUUAUUGCUUGUGACUUUCUCCUCAUCCACACAAGUGGGUCUGAGCGACAAAGUCCUGGUCUUCCCCUAUGAGACGGACUUCAGCUACGUGGCCUUGAUCCCGCAGAAGGAGAUGGGGCUGAAGGCCUUCACCCUCUGCAUGCGUGUGGCCACCGAGCUGCCGGAGGAGCGCCAGAUCAUCCUGUUCGCCUACCGCACAGCCGACUACGAUGAACUCAACGUGUGGCGCGAGAAGGACGGCCGCAUCUCCUUUUACCUGAGCGGCGACGGCGUCUUCUUUCACCUGCCCCCACUCACCACCUUCCGCACCAGCCUCUGCCUCACCUGGGAGUCGCGCACCGGCCUCGCCGCCUUUUGGGUGGACGGGAAGCGUAGCACCUACCAGGUCUACAAACCCGGCCACACCAUCCGUCCGAAGGGCACCGUCCUCCUGGGGCAAGAUCCAGACAAACACCUGGGAGGCUUGGAGGCCACGCAGAGCUUUGUGGGGGAAAUGACGGAUCUGAAUAUGUGGGACUAUGUGCUCUCCAGGAGCAUGAUCCAGGGCUGGCACUACGGACACAAAGUCCCCAAAGGGAAUAUCUUCGACUGGGCCACCAUGGAGUACGAGGUGACCGGGAACGUGAUGGUGGUGGAUGAUGACUGACUCAAUUUGAAGUCCAGAGCAGAGACGGAUGAGGCUUUGGAGGUCGGUGUGGGACUUGCGUGUCUUCUUUUCCUUCUUAGAUUUAGUGUUUUAUUUUGUGACCAUUUAACUAUUCUGACGUGAAGUUCUUCACAUUAACAUUACAUUAAAAACAAGGUAAAUCUCAAACUCAAGAGUUGAUGUUGCCAGAUAUGUCCAUAAGGGGGCACUCUAUGCCAGUUCACACCAUUACAGCAAGCUGUCUAAAAUUAAGCAUCAGCUAUAUAUCAUCAUUUUUUUAAAUUAAUAAAAUCCAGAUUUAUUUAAAUGUGUCAAUCUUAGUUUUGUUUGCAUAUUUCAAAGAGAAGUGCCAAAUGACCAUAAUGCUUUCAGCAGCCGUUAAUAAUAUAGAAUUUAAACUCAAAGCUGCAAUGCAACUUCAAGUUAAGACAAUUAUUUACAAAUAAAGAUGUGUAUCUGCAGAAUUAAACACGCUGUAAGAAAAACACAUUUGUCAGUCUGUAACGUUGAGGUUAAAACCAUGGAGGAGAUACUGGAACAGCGAGCAGAGGCAGGUAUUAUUUCUGCAGGAGACCAAAUGAUUUAAAGCACACCGAGAGACAAAUAGCAAUCACUGUGUUUGAAAUCCGUUACGUUGCCUUUGGUUAGCGCGCUCACUCAUGAAUUUUCCAUGUUUCAGCUGAUGUAAGAGCGCUUUUGGGUCUGAAAUAAAAGGCAUGCCGUGUGCAUAACUAAUAAUGUUUGUUAUUAAAGAGAGUGCUCCAUCUUUGAACUCUG
Molecule: messenger RNA, 1647 nt
Organism: Pundamilia nyererei
Lineage: Eukaryota; Metazoa; Chordata; Actinopteri; Cichliformes; Cichlidae
Product: pentraxin fusion protein-like
Exons: 3
Coding region: 16-870 (284 amino acids)
Source: RefSeq, a predicted model, not a curated record